This is a messenger RNA of Harpegnathos saltator (Jerdon's jumping ant), 683 nucleotides long. It is a transcript of the gene Mthfs, whose product is annotated as methenyltetrahydrofolate synthetase. Gene Ontology annotation, biological process: tetrahydrofolate interconversion; folic acid-containing compound biosynthetic process. Bases 25 to 618 code for a protein of 197 amino acids. Lineage: Eukaryota; Metazoa; Arthropoda; Insecta; Hymenoptera; Formicidae. Gene Ontology annotation, molecular function: 5-formyltetrahydrofolate cyclo-ligase activity. Gene Ontology annotation, cellular component: mitochondrion. The transcript is spliced from 4 exons. The record is from RefSeq and is a predicted model, not a curated record.
CAUAUAUAGAAAAACAUAUCUGUAAUGUACAACAUGGCUACAUCAUCAGUUAAGAGUGCCUUGAGAAGUAAAAUGAAGAAUAUCCUUAAAAAUGUUAGCCCAGAAGAGAAAAAAAUACAAUCUGCAAAAGUGUUUGAAAAAUUAUGUGCAUUGAAGCAAUAUCAAGAGAGCAACAGAAUUUCGUUGUACCUGAGUACUGAAGAUGAAAUUGAUACUCUGCCAAUCUUAAAGCAUAUAUUUGAUUUGGGGAAAGAGGCAUUUGUACCAUUGUAUCAUGGAAAAACUAUGGAGAUGGUAAAACUAAAAUCAAUGGAUGAUUACGAGACAUUGCCAUUAACAAAGUGGAACAUUAAACAGCCAAACAUCAAUGAAUACCAUGAAAAUGCUUUGGAAACAGGUGGAUUAGAUUUCAUAAUUUUGCCAGGAGUUGCUUUCACCAUGAACGGAAAACGUCUAGGGCACGGAAUGGGAUAUUACGAUAGAUAUUUAAAAAAAUAUUUUGAGAAAAAAAGUACAAGACCAUACUUGAUUGCGCUAGGAUUCAAAGAACAGAUACAAGAAGAUAUACCAAGUAACGAACAUGAUGUGCUUGUUGACAUUGUACUCAGUGGACACUGAAUAGAAUACAAUACAGAGCAACAGAAUGAAAAAAUAAAAAGAUCAUAACUUUGUUUUGUGCAUAA